GAUUGGCCAUCUCUCUGCCAUCAUUGGAAAACUGAACAAUAUCUUGAGAAGCGGCAGAAAGCCCGAGAAUCAAGGCUACAAUCUGAAAAUGAUGCUCGGAAUAAAGGAGGAUCAAGACCAUUUACUGAAACACAACAAUGGCUGGAGCAUGACUUCGGACCUGAGAAGGCUACUGGAUUAAACACAUUUGCUGUUAUGAAAUCAGGUGCUAAAAAUGUGGAUAGUUCUGGAAGUCAUGGACCAAUUAACAACUCAAAGGCAGAACAAAUUAUGGCUGAUUAUAGUGCAAUUACUGCCUUAGAAACUCAAGAAGAUUUAGGUGGGAAUGAAUUAGAUCCAAAGGCACUUUACACCAUUUACAAUGGCCUGCCACAUGGACGCCUUCCCAUUGGUAAUGGCGCCGUGUCCAAGGCUGCUGUCAUUGCAGCUGGCAAAGAGAGAAUACCUAGGCCAUCUACCUCAUCAUCUAAUCAAAAUUUGCGAAAGCAAAAUUUACAGCUAAUGCAUGAAAAUGCACAACUUCAACGCCGACUACAAUCUAAUUCACGGAUGUUCAAGUUUAUUUUUGAUAAGAUGGGAGUGGAACCAUCAUCUGAGGAAGAUCUAAUGCCACCUAUUAAUGAAGAUCUAAUGUCCCAAUGCAUCAUCAGUUGCGAACUGACUCUUCUCAUGCGGGGUCCAAUCACGAAGCUCAAAUUGAUAGAACCAGUGGCACCAACAUGAACAGUGAGAAGAACCUCAUCUCUGAGCUGAACACCAGGUACGAGGGACAAAUGGGAUGCAACAACACCCCCGCCUAGUUGCAACGCGAUGGCUGACACAACAUAGCAUCUUGCAUUUGGAAGAUACAUCAGUGAAGUGGAGUGUCUUUUGUUUCUCACAACAACACCUCACCUAAUUAUUUUGUGGUAGCAACAUAGAUAAAAUAGGACUUUAAGAUACUUCAUGAUCUUUUGGUCGCAACUCAAGUAUAGGAGGUUGUUGGUACAUGUGAUGAUAUUUUGGUAGGAACUAAGUUAAAGACUGAACACAUUCUUUUGUACACACCUCACUGAUGGUUUGAGGUGUUGUCUCUAAGCAAUGGCUUGAGAUGAAACUAAUUAAUUGUGUUGUUUCGUUCAGUAACUGAAGGUGGUGCUAAUGGAUGAUGCAAUUCAAGUGUGGCUCUAAAAUAUGGGUUUUUUUUAUGGAUGUGAAUGUGGCACUACUUGAAUGAUUUGUGGGUGUAUUAUCAUAAACAUGUGAUUGUUUCACUGAUGGAUGCCUGAUGUGCACAUUGGGUGUACUAUUUUAGUGUUUGGGUGUACAAUUUAUGAAUACAUAGUUAUUUCACAUUUUUG
Messenger RNA from Oryza brachyantha (malo sina), 1340 nucleotides. RefSeq lists its product as uncharacterized. Gene Ontology annotation, biological process: transposition. The transcript is spliced from 5 exons. The coding region runs from base 196 to 723 and encodes 175 amino acids. The record is from RefSeq and is a predicted model, not a curated record. Lineage: Eukaryota; Viridiplantae; Streptophyta; Magnoliopsida; Poales; Poaceae.